UGAGGAUCACUUUCGUAAGCUUCGUACGGCAACUACCACAAUUUCCAGAUUCCAGCAUCGAUUGGACGUUCAAUGUCAAGAAAAGAACGAUGUCAUGGAGAGCAACACUUUUCUCAAAAUCGAGCUUGUAGCUGCAGAAGACCAAGCCAAAACACACCAACACGAGAACAAGCUGCAGGAAGACCAGAAAGCCCGCCUCUAUAACGAGCUCGAGGAAUCAUAUGCGGCAAAUAGCAAGCUUCAAAAUGAGAUCUCGAAUCUGGAUGAGAAUCUCCGAGCAGCUCAAGUCGAAAACUCAGUCUCUCAUCGGCGCAUCACUGAUAUUGAAGAAAAGCUGGAAACUUCGAUCCUCGACAAUAGCUCAGUACGUCACAGACUUUCGACUGACCGCAAACAGACGACCUCCUUGAGCGUCGCCAAUGCAGGUCUGCGGUACAGUAACAGAGGGGAAGGUAGAGCUGAGAAGAUGCAUGUCGGUCCAAGAGACGAAAUUCACCGAAAUCAACAGCACAAUUGAAACAGUAAAACAGGAGGCGACCGAUCUAAUGAAACACGUUGCGGUGUUAAAAGAUGAAGACUUGGAGUGGAAGGAUUCAAAAUCUGGCCAGAAGCAAUGCGUCUCGACUCAGGAGAGCGAAGUCAGAGAUGAAUCCGAGCAAGCAGCAGAAGGUGCUGGUUCUGACGGAAGGUGCGAG
Aureobasidium subglaciale EXF-2481 is the source of this 695-nucleotide messenger RNA. RefSeq lists its product as uncharacterized. NCBI's taxonomy places the organism in Eukaryota, Fungi, Ascomycota, Dothideomycetes, Dothideales, Saccotheciaceae. The transcript has a single exon. The coding region runs from base 95 to 517 and encodes 140 amino acids. The record is from RefSeq and is a predicted model, not a curated record.